Molecule: messenger RNA, 629 nt
Organism: Myotis daubentonii (Daubenton's bat)
Lineage: Eukaryota; Metazoa; Chordata; Mammalia; Chiroptera; Vespertilionidae
Product: interferon omega-1-like
Biological process (GO): defense response
Cellular component (GO): extracellular region
Molecular function (GO): cytokine receptor binding
Source: RefSeq, a predicted model, not a curated record
CUGGCGGCCAGCGGGGGAAGCGCGCUUUCCCGGGAUCCCAGGAAGGAAAGUGGCUGCUAAUUGUGCCCGCGCCUCCCCCUGGCAGUAGUCCCUGCAUCACGGGAACUCGCAAUGGCCCAGAUCCCUGUGUGGCUGGUGGCAGGGGUGAUGCUCUGCUCCCUCCCUGCUGGUUCUCUAGGGGAGGACAUACACUGGGUCCAUACACGAGACAACGGGAGAGUCUUAAUUCUUUUGUCACAACUACACAGGACGCCGCUUCACUUAUGCCUGGCUGACAGAAACGACUUCAAAUUCCCUUGGAAUAGAGGGACAAUCACCCAAAUGCAGAAGACACAACGCACCUGCUUCCACCAUCUGAUGCUCCUGCAGAUCUUCCACCUCUUCGGAGCACAGCGCAGCCUGGCUGCAUGGGACCACACCCUCCUGUCUCGCCUACUGUCCAGCCUUCAUCACAGCCUGGAGCGCCUGGAGCAGAGGGAAGGAGACAUCCGGGCUUGUCCCAGUUUGGGAAUUCUCGUCCCGAAGUACUUCCAAAGCAUCCAUAACUACCUGAGAAGGAAGAAAUACAGCUCCUGUGCCUGGGAGGUCGUUAGAGUGGAAAUCUCACUGCGCACUGGAAUCAUGUAACA